AUGAGCGUCCACUCGCUUGACUACGCGCAACGCGCGCCUAAACCAGAUACCCUUCAAGUGCUCGACCUCGAGGCCGGUCACCAAUCACCAAAUUCCCCGAUCUCACCCAUGAGACGGGAGGGCUCCGUCACCGAUGCGUUCACCACCGCAGCAGCCAGAGUCAAUUCCACCGAUACAGCCAAGCGCCGAGCGCGACGCUCCAAUACCGCACGGUCAUACCAUCCGGAAGGCUUUUUAAGUGAGAUCAAUUGGCAGCCAGGCACGGAACCAGGUAUCGACCCAACGAAACCUCUACCCGCAUACAGCUCGGAAUGGGCGUCGAACGUGCCGGGCGACCUACAGCGGGAGUGCGAGAUCACCGUGGUGGACUUUUCGCAGCAUGAAAUGCGACAAUAUGAACUUGACAACGAGACACUUCCGCAAUUCCUCUCCCGUGAGCGAGAGCCUUGGGUACAAUGCCGGUGGAUCAAUGUGAAUGGGUUAAGCUGGGAUGUGAUCAAAUGCGUCGGCAGUCAUAAAGGGCUACAUCGACUGGCAAUCGAGGAUAUUGUCCACACUACCAACCGGACGAAGGCUGAUUGGUACUCGGACCACGCAUUUGUUGCCUUAACAUUGCAGAAGCUGGUGAAGCUCCAAGAAGCGGAUAGCAGUGACUCCGAGGACGAGGGUAACGGACAUGAAUGGGGCGGCAAGGAGCGCAAGAGCUCUGUUGUGAGCGAUAAGAGCUCUGUGUCGAUGAAACAUUUGACCAAACGACGUCUUAUCUUUGAUGCCCUGAAAGAUAUCUUCUGGUCUCAAAAUCGAUCAAAGAACGAAAAAGGGAAGGCGACGGUAGGAGCCAGUGUUCGCCCUGGUCCAAGGCGAUCAAAUUCAAAACGCGCGUCCCAGUUUGGGAAUAUUGCUCCUGCCCGAGCAGCCACUGCCAGAACACUCCAGCGCUUUCGCGGGGGCCCGAACGAGGAUCGGAUCGAUUUUAUGGAACGACACGCUGUGCUAGCGUCCAAGGGCUUAUGUGUUACCUUGGAGCAAGUUUCAGUUUUCCUGCAUGCCGACAACACCGUCACAUCGUUCUUCGAAAACAGUGCAGACGAUAUCGAAGCCCCCAUUGUCCGACGCCUCAGCUCACCGGAGACCAUUCUUCGGCAGUCAUGCGAUGCUAGUAUGCUUCUGCAAGCCAUUCUGGAUGCUGUCAUCGAUCUUGCCAUUCCAGUUACCAUGGCCUAUCAAGAUGCAAUUGGCGACCUCGAGCUUGGGGUCUUGACCGAUCCGGACAUAGAUCAGUCAAAAAGCCUCUAUAUUCUAACAUCUGAGAUCGCGGUGUUGCGGAAUUCGAUGCAGCCAAUGGUAGCCGUGAUCAAUGCACUCCGUGAUCAUCGAUCCGACCCAAUUGCUACCCCAGGCUUUGGCGCCCUGCGAAAGGCGAUGUUCAGCCCGAUUUCAACGCCUGGUGAGCCCGAGCUCCAGCAGCCUGCUGCCACCAUUGGCACCAUUACACCCAACCUGAAGAGCUUUGGAGGCUCGAGUGUCACGAUUAGCACGAUGUGCCAUACCUAUCUAGGGGAUGUCCUUGAUCAUUGUAUCACUAUUGUGGAGGGAUAUGAUCAAAUGCGGCGCGCCGCAGAUAACAUGAUAGAUCUGAUCUUCAACACUAUUGGAGCCUACCAGAACGAGAGUAUGAAGCAACUGACCAUAGUCACCUGCCUGUAUCUUCCGAUGACCUUUUUAACGGGUUACUUUGGAAUGAACUUUAAAAAGUUUGAAGGCAUCGAUCACAGUGACUCAUAUUUUUGGAAGAUCGCUGUGCCAUUCGUCUUUGUCACCACGCUUUUGCUCAUGCGUGAUAAGAUCCAGCGUUAUGUUGUCAUGCUCGCACAGAGACGCCUUAUCAUUAGCUCCAGGAAGCAGAGACGAGAGAGGAAGAAAAGGUGA
Molecule: messenger RNA, 1929 nt
Organism: Penicillium daleae
Lineage: Eukaryota; Fungi; Ascomycota; Eurotiomycetes; Eurotiales; Aspergillaceae
Product: putative CorA family metal ion transporter
Exons: 4
Coding region: 1-1929 (642 amino acids)
Biological process (GO): transmembrane transport; metal ion transport
Cellular component (GO): membrane
Molecular function (GO): magnesium ion binding; cobalt ion binding; cobalt ion transmembrane transporter activity
Source: RefSeq, a predicted model, not a curated record